GGUAGGAGGGAGACAUGGCAUAAACAAUGCUGAAUUCAUUGCUUCUGCAGAUGAGCUUAAGAUUCCUCACGUCUCCUUUAGCCAACUAAUAUAAAUAUGGCUCCCUAAUGGCCAAAAGCCACAAACCAAGUUGGUUCAUUAGCUCAAGCCUCUUCUUCUCCAAGAAAAAUGGACUCCAUCUCAAAGAAAUCAUUCCACACUCGCUCGAACAGCUUGCCCUUGAGGCCACAUCCAGUCGUCGACGACGUCGAUGAACAUCUCUGCAGAUUGAAGGCCUCUGCAGCCGCUUCUUCAUCAUCUUCCUUGAGCCAAAAACUUGGAAAAGUUCAAGAUUUGCAUGAUUCCAUUGAUAAUUUACUUCUUUUGCCACUCACCCAUCAAGCUCUUGUUGACAACGACUCGGUCGACGACUUGUUGGAAGGAUCACUCGAGCUCGUGGACUUGUGUUCCAUGGCAAAGGAUGUAUUAUCACAAAUGAAAGAAUGCACACAUGAACUCCAGUUUGUUUUACGUAGAAGAAGAGGAGAUGACAUAACAAAUGAUGUUCAAAAGUAUUUGAACUCAAGAAAGAUUAUGAAGAAAACAAUCCACAAGGCUUUGAAAGGAAUGGAAAAAUCAAGUUCCAAGACAAGUGAUGAAAGUUCAGACAUUGUUACCUUGUUAAAACAGGCAGAAGCAAUCACAUAUAGCACCAUUGAGUCCUUAUUGUCCUUUAUGGCUGGACCGAAGUCGGCAUCGAAGGCGAGCCGAUGGUCUAUGGUUUCCAAGCUGAUGCAACCCAAGAGAGUAGCCUGCAAAGAGGAAGGCUCAAACACAAACUUAGUAGAGAUGGUGGAUGCUACAUUAUAUUCAAUCAAAAGUCAUAAAUCUAAUGUCCUACAAGUUGAAGAUGUUCAGAACUUGGUGAGGAAACUGGACUCGAGCGUCGAUGAACUUGAAGAUGAUCUCGAGCGUCUGUAUCGACGUCUUAUCAAGAAUAGAGUCUCGUUUCUCAACAUCCUAAAUCACUAAGGCUGAAACCUUAGAUGAGAAUACAAUUUUGUCAAUGUAAACACCACAGUGUGUAUAUAAUAUA
Messenger RNA from Cucurbita moschata (crookneck pumpkin), 1075 nucleotides. RefSeq lists its product as uncharacterized. Lineage: Eukaryota; Viridiplantae; Streptophyta; Magnoliopsida; Cucurbitales; Cucurbitaceae. Gene Ontology annotation, biological process: root development; shoot system development. The transcript has a single exon. Bases 169 to 1011 code for a protein of 280 amino acids. The record is from RefSeq and is a predicted model, not a curated record.